Molecule: messenger RNA, 3200 nt
Organism: Cydia pomonella (codling moth)
Lineage: Eukaryota; Metazoa; Arthropoda; Insecta; Lepidoptera; Tortricidae
Product: transcriptional regulatory protein AlgP-like
Exons: 5
Coding region: 1-882 (293 amino acids)
Source: RefSeq, a predicted model, not a curated record
AUGCACGGGGACCACUCGGACAACUACGAGCGCCUGCUGGACCCGUUCGGACAGGCCUGUGAAGCCAGCGAGGCCAUAGAACUGGAACCGUGUAAUGAUGGUGUAAUUCGCAGGCCGGAGACGGGCGCCACGUUCGCGUACCUGGAGGCGUCAGAGGGCGCGUGGUACCGCGCGCGGCGCCUGGGCGCGGCGCGCGCGGCGCUGCUGGACGCGGCGCGGCUCGUGCGCCUGGCGCCCGGCGCCGCCGCCCGCCGCCUGCCGCGGGACUUCGCCGCCAUACCCGAGUUCUGCGCGCACCUCGCCAACCACAACGUGCAGCUAAAAGACCAAGUGCAAUGCACAGUAGUGUCCAAAUCGGGCGAGACCCUCAACGUGUCCCUCGUGAACCUGGAGACGGGCGCGGCGCUCGGCUCCGGCACCGUGCGGCGCUGGCUGCCGCGCCUCGACACGCCGGCAGCUGCACCUGCUGCACCUCCCGCUGCUGCAGUUGCUGCACCUCCUGCUGUUGCAGCUGCUGCACCUCCUGCUGCCGCGCCCGCUCAGCCUGCUGCACCGAGUGGUCCCGCGCCGCCGCCGCAGGUGAGCCGGCCGGCCGUCAGCCACGGCGGCAGCUACGUGCUGGUGGACGCCGCGGCGCCCGAGCGCGUGUUCGUGCGGCCCGCCGCCAGGGGCCCGCAGGCCGAGUUCGACGAGAUCGUGUGUGAGGUGGCGCUGUACGGUGCCGCAGAAGACACGCCGCGGCUGAAGGAGCUGCCCCAGGCGGGGCAGACGGUGGUGGCGCGCUUCACGGACGGCCACCACUACCGCGCGCUCGUGCAGCGCGUCAGCUCCAAGCACCGGCGCUGCCUGCUCGAGUACAUCGAGUACGGUGAGUGUUGCUGACACCUACUGAUACUGGACAAUAACCUGAAGGAGCUGCCCCAGGCGGGGCAGACGGUGGUGGCGCGCUUCACGGACGGCCACCACUACCGCGCGCUCGUGCAGCGCGUCAGCUCCAAGCACCGGCGCUGCCUGCUCGAGUACAUCGAGUACGGUGAGUGUUGCUGACACCUACUGAUACUGGACAAUAACCUGAAGGAGCUGCCCCAGGCGGGGCAGACGGUGGUGGCGCGCUUCACGGACGGCCACCACUACCGCGCGCUCGUGCAGCGCGUCAGCUCCAAGCACCGGCGCUGCCUGCUCGAGUACAUCGAGUACGGUGAGUGUUGCUGACACCUACUGAUACUGGACAAUAACCUGAAGGAGCUGCCCCAGGCGGGGCAGACGGUGGUGGCGCGCUUCACGGACGGCCACCACUACCGCGCGCUCGUGCAGCGCGUCAGCUCCAAGCACCGGCGCUGCCUGCUCGAGUACAUCGAGUACGGUGAGUGUUGCUGACACCUACUGAUACUGGACAAUAACCUGAAGGAGCUGCCCCAGGCGGGGCAGACGGUGGUGGCGCGCUUCACGGACGGCCACCACUACCGCGCGCUCGUGCAGCGCGUCAGCUCCAAGCACCGGCGCUGCCUGCUCGAGUACAUCGAGUACGGUGAGUGUUGCUGACACCUACUGAUACUGGACAAUAACCUGAAGGAGCUGCCCCAGGCGGGGCAGACGGUGGUGGCGCGCUUCACGGACGGCCACCACUACCGCGCGCUCGUGCAGCGCGUCAGCUCCAAGCACCGGCGCUGCCUGCUCGAGUACAUCGAGUACGGUGAGUGUUGCUGACACCUACUGAUACUGGACAAUAACCUGAAGGAGCUGCCCCAGGCGGGGCAGACGGUGGUGGCGCGCUUCACGGACGGCCACCACUACCGCGCGCUCGUGCAGCGCGUCAGCUCCAAGCACCGGCGCUGCCUGCUCGAGUACAUCGAGUACGGUGAGUGUUGCUGACACCUACUGAUACUGGACAAUAACCUGAAGGAGCUGCCCCAGGCGGGGCAGACGGUGGUGGCGCGCUUCACGGACGGCCACCACUACCGCGCGCUCGUGCAGCGCGUCAGCUCCAAGCACCGGCGCUGCCUGCUCGAGUACAUCGAGUACGGUGAGUGUUGCUGACACCUACUGAUACUGGACAAUAACCUGAAGGAGCUGCCCCAGGCGGGGCAGACGGUGGUGGCGCGCUUCACGGACGGCCACCACUACCGCGCGCUCGUGCAGCGCGUCAGCUCCAAGCACCGGCGCUGCCUGCUCGAGUACAUCGAGUACGGUGAGUGCUGCUGACACCUACUGAUACUGGACAAUAACCUGAAGGAGCUGCCCCAGGCGGGGCAGACGGUGGUGGCGCGCUUCACGGACGGCCACCACUACCGCGCGCUCGUGCAGCGCGUCAGCUCCAAGCACCGGCGCUGCCUGCUCGAGUACAUCGAGUACGGUGAGUGUUGCUGACACCUACUGAUACUGGACAAUAACCUGAAGGAGCUGCCCCAGGCGGGGCAGACGGUGGUGGCGCGCUUCACGGACGGCCACCACUACCGCGCGCUCGUGCAGCGCGUCAGCUCCAAGCACCGGCGCUGCCUGCUCGAGUACAUCGAGUACGGUGAGUGUUGCUGACACCUACUGAUACUGGACAAUAACCUGAAGGAGCUGCCCCAGGCGGGGCAGACGGUGGUGGCGCGCUUCACGGACGGCCACCACUACCGCGCGCUCGUGCAGCGCGUCAGCUCCAAGCACCGGCGCUGCCUGCUCGAGUACAUCGAGUACGGUGAGUGUUGCUGACACCUACUGAUACUGGACAAUAACCUGAAGGAGCUGCCCCAGGCGGGGCAGACGGUGGUGGCGCGCUUCACGGACGGCCACCACUACCGCGCGCUCGUGCAGCGCGUCAGCUCCAAGCACCGGCGCUGCCUGCUCGAGUACAUCGAGUACGGUGAGUGUUGCUGACACCUACUGAUACUGGACAAUAACCUGAAGGAGCUGCCCCAGGCGGGGCAGACGGUGGUGGCGCGCUUCACGGACGGCCACCACUACCGCGCGCUCGUGCAGCGCGUCAGCUCCAAGCACCGGCGCUGCCUGCUCGAGUACAUCGAGUACGGUGAGUGUUGCUGACACCUACUGAUACUGGACAAUAACCUGAAGGAGCUGCCCCAGGCGGGGCAGACGGUGGUGGCGCGCUUCACGGACGGCCACCACUACCGCGCGCUCGUGCAGCGCGUCAGCUCCAAGCACCGGCGCUGCCUGCUCGAGUACAUCGAGUACGGUGAGUGUUGCUGACACCUACU